This is a messenger RNA of Monopterus albus (swamp eel), 702 nucleotides long. RefSeq lists its product as uncharacterized. Gene Ontology annotation, molecular function: nucleic acid binding. NCBI's taxonomy places the organism in Eukaryota, Metazoa, Chordata, Actinopteri, Synbranchiformes, Synbranchidae. Gene Ontology annotation, biological process: DNA integration. The record is from RefSeq and is a predicted model, not a curated record.
AUGAUAAGUGAUGAUGUGCUGGCAGCUGACAGGGGAAAGUCAGUCUGUACGGGGCUGGUGAUGGUGGAUCAGACCUCAGUGGUUCCAUCAAAGCUAUGCUCCAGAGUUUUACAGACUUUACAUGAAGGGCACCUAGGCACAGUUAAAAUGAAGAGUCUAGCCCGUGGCUAUGUCUGGUGGCCGGGCAUUGAUAAACAAAUUGAAGACAUCACAAAAACCUGUUGUCAAAAGGUUCAGAAUGAGCCAACAUCAGCAUCCCUUCAUCCAUGGGAGUGGCCUUCUGCCCCCUGGCGAAGAGUGCACAUAGAUUUCGCUGGCCCAUUUAAGAACUCCAUGUUUCUGAUUGCAGUUGAUGUCCACUCCAAGUGGCCAGAGGUGAUACCAAUGAAAUCUACUACCUCAGAAAAUACUGUGUCUGCCCUUAGGACCAUCUUCGCUCGGAAUGGUCUACCUGAGCAGAUCUUGAGUGAUAACGGACCACAGUUCGCCUCUGACGUGUUCAGUCUCUUCAUUACGUAGAAUGGCAUCAAACAUAUCAGGUCAGCACCACACCAUCCAGCCACAAAUGGCUUAGCUGAGAGAUUUGUUCAAACCUUCAAAAGAGCUGUUAAAGCUAUGGACCAGGAGGACUUGACCCUUCAACACAAGGUGGAUAAUUUCCUCUUCAGCUAUAGGAACUCUGUUCAUGCUACAACGAACUAA